This is a messenger RNA of Tuber aestivum (summer truffle), 1224 nucleotides long. Lineage: Eukaryota; Fungi; Ascomycota; Pezizomycetes; Pezizales; Tuberaceae. The record is from the annotation of a GenBank genome assembly.
GAAGAACCAACUAUCAUAGCACACCAUCAUGCCUGAAAAGAGGAGGAAACGUGAGAUCCUGUCUAGCAGCAGAUCGGAUGUCGACAAGAUAGAUAUAUUCCGACGACAUUUUGAGAGUCAGUUUGCACCACUCAAAGACACACAGGAAAAGCCGAGCUCAAAGAAACACAAGACACUCCGGGAGAAGACAGUAGAGGAAUUGAGCGAUCAGGGAUGGGCGGGAAUACCAGGUGUCGGAGAUGAUGGAUUGAUCGAAAAUGGUGGGCUUGCUAGAUUUACUGCUCUAAUGUUCUUCCGUUGGCACAAUAACUAAUGAGGCUGAGAGCGUCAGUCCCUGUUACCGAGUUUGAUGCUACCAAAGACCUUCCACGAUCCGUUCCCAAAGCUCCACGUAGUGAAUUGAAGUCCUUUAUGGUUUGAUUUCUGCUCGGUCUAUAACUCUACAGUUUUCUAACCUUCAUCCAGUCAUCCAAACCACCUUUACCGACCUCCUCUACUACUAUUCUUCCCACAAAAUCGAAGAAAAGCUCAGAUGACGAGGAAGAUCCCCGCUCCGAAGCAGAAAUGUUAAAGAAUGAUUUGGCGCUUCAAAGAUUGCUCCGCGAAUCUCACCUACUAGACUCUACCUCUGGUAAGCUUGAAGCCACUGGCAAGAACCGUCUCAGAGCUUUGGAGUCACGAAUACAAGCCUUAGGGGGCAAGGAUAUCACAACCCAGAAGAACGUGCCCAUGGCCAUACGUAAAGGGAUUACCGCUGCCAGGGAGGGGAGAGAAUUGAAGCGGAGGGAGAGCGCCAAAGAAGCAGGCAUCGUGUUGGAAAAGGUUACAACGAGCAAGAAGACCAGCAAGAAGCGGCGAGACCGGGGUGGUUUCGGGCCCAGUAUUGGGAGGUUCAAGGGGGGUGCGUUAGUGCUGAGCAAGAGGGAUGUUAUGGAUAUUGAGGGCCGUAGUGGGUUAGGGAGUGGUGGUGGCCGUAAGGGUAGGAAGAAGCACGACAUUAAAUAAAAGGAUGGCUGCUCUCAUUGGGCAUCUUGAUCGACUAAUCUAUCCAUUGCCCUUACUCCAGUGCUACCUCGCAUGUGGGGGAGGCUAAGUUAGAACUGAGGUGUCGAGGAGUUCCCGAUUUGCGAUCGUUUACUGCUCUAAAAGCAGGUGGUAUAAGGCACGAAUAAACCAAAUUCCAGAAGGGUUGAGACCGUGCCGGACAAGAAACUCUUGGAGAAC